Messenger RNA from Calidris pugnax (ruff), 1800 nucleotides. It is a transcript of the gene TMEM82, whose product is annotated as transmembrane protein 82. Lineage: Eukaryota; Metazoa; Chordata; Aves; Charadriiformes; Scolopacidae. The transcript is spliced from 6 exons. The record is from RefSeq and is a predicted model, not a curated record. Bases 552 to 1535 code for a protein of 327 amino acids.
UUUUUUUUUUUUCUACUUUUUGGCGUCGUUUUGGGGUCUUUGGGGUGGUGUAAAAGAGCCAGGGGGAGGGGGGUGAUAACCAGUCAAGCUGGGACCUGGAACGUGGCGAUGCAUCGGGAUGGAGAGGAUAACAGGAUGCCUGGAGAAGUGGUUGAAGCACCAUCCCUGGAGGUAUUUAAAAGCUGGGCAGACAUAGUGCUUAGGGACGUGGUUUGGUGAUGGUUUUUAUCAGGGUUAGGUUGGUGGUUGGACUAGAUGAUCUGAAAGGUCCCUUCCAACCUGGGCAAUUCCAUGAUUCUAUAAGGGUGAUGAUGGGGAUGGAGGGGUUAAAGGUGCUGGUGGUCCCUUGGUCCCACCAUGUGCAUCCCAUCACUGCAUCCCUAAUUUUCCCCUCCCCCGGGGCAGCUGGAGCUCUGACCUAGAGGAGCUGAGCUCCAGCUGCCCUGGCUUGCCCCGGCAAUGAUUUACUAGCCCGAGGGGCCGCUCCCAGCCUCCACCCCGUGGACCUUGGAGCCGGGGCCUGGUUACGCCGUGGCUCCUCUCCACCAAAAAUGUUCUCUCUGGGGUCCUGGCUGCCGGGGCUGGCGUGGGGCUGGGCGCUGCUGGAUGCCCUGCUGCAAGGGUUGGUGGGUGCCUGCGCCGUCUCGGUGCUCUGCAGCCUCCUGAAGGUUUAUCUCUACAUCCAGUGCCUGAAUGACCCCCAGAGGCAGGCGGAGAAGGAGGCCAUCCGGGCGCAGCGGUGGGUGCUGGAGCUGCUGCACGUGGUGGUGCUGACGGCCCUGCUGGCCCUGGUGGGCUCCCGGGUGGCUGCGCUGGUGGUCCUGGAGUUCUCCCUGCGGGCCAUCUCCACCCUCCUCUCCCUCGGCAAGGGUGCCCACAGCAGCCAGCUCUACCUGCUGUGCCAGUACUCGCUGGGCUGCGGGGUCUCCUGCGCCCUCAGCUUCUUGCUGGAAGGGGCUCCCCACUCCACCUGCAACCUGGCGCUGGCGGCGGGGCUCGCGGGGCUACUGGCCACCUACGCCCGGCGCCUGGCCCACCACGUCUGCACCCUCUACGAGCUGCACAGCACGGCCCGUUACUGCGGCGUCUGCAUCCUCCUCCUCGCCGCCGGGCACGGCAUCCCCCGGCUGCUGCGGAAGGCGCUGGCCGUCACCUUCGCCGUGGCCGACCUGGCCGCCGUGGCCCUCAUCAACCGCGACUUCCUCUCCACGGCGGAGGCCAUCCGCUUCUGGACGCCCCUCACCAUCUGCUACACCCUGCUCGUCAUCCACAUGCAAGAGGAGUCGCGGCAGAGCACGGCCGGGCUUUACCAGACGGUGCUGGUGCGGAUGGGCGGCCUCUUCAUCCUCCUCCUCACCGUCGGCCGUUGGAGCGACGUCCUCCACGUCCUGCUCUCGCUGCUGGGAGAGCUGUGGUGCCUGCUGCGCGCCGGCGUCAUGCUGGAGGCCUGCUGGCAGCAGGAUUUCGGCCAGCAGUCGCGGUCGGACAGGCAGUUGGGAUCAGGAUCGGGAUCGGGAUCGGAGGAGACGUCUUGAUGAGCUCUGAGAGCAUCAGAAACUUAGGGUGGCUUUGCCCAGCUCCCCAAAACAUGGGCACCCCCCAAACCCUUCCCAUCACAGAUCCCCCAUGGGGACGAAGGCAAAAGGGCUCCCGGGAGGUGCUCGACCCCAUCCCGUGUGGUGGGGGAGUUUGUGGGGAGGCUCACGCGGCCCCUCGUUUUUUGGGGGGGCCCCACGAGGCUGCGGUGGUGCUGGGGGUUUGCUCCCUGGUCCCCCCGGGGACGUGGGAUGCUGUCGGAUG